CUGGCCCAAACGGGCCAUCCAAAGUCAUAAGCCCAUUCAAUCCUCAACCCUCGCGUUCCAAACACUCUCUUCUUCCCCCCAUGGCUGCCCUCGCCCAUGUGCGCCGCCUCCUCCUCCACCCCGGCGCCGGAGCUCCGGCGAGAUCCUUCUACGCCCAGCCCUACCAAGCCAAGGUCGGCGUGGUGGAGUUCCUGAACGGGAUCGGGAAGGGCGUGGAGACGCACGCCGCGAAGCUGGAGGAGGCCGUGGGCGGAGAUCUCCAGAGGCUGCUCGAGACCCGCACGCUGCGGCUCAAGAAGCUCGGCGUCCCCGUCAAGCACAGGAAGUUGAUUUUGAGUUUUGCUCACAAGUACCGUCUUGGACUCUGGAAGCCCCCAGCAGAAGCCAGGAAAGCACAAUGAAGUUGGUUUGUUUCUGAAGUGCCCACAUCGAAAACUGUGUGCUGAUAUUGGGUUGAAGCAUGUUUUGGGCCACUGAAUAGCUGUGUUCAUUUUGAUGCCAAUCAGAAUGCUGUUUGAUACGCUUUUUCUGCCAAUCCAACCAAUAACUGGCUCCUCUUGAUGGUGAUCUUUUGUAGUAUUUCUCUUUGCUAAGUUUUGUCUAGAAUUUCUCCUUGCUAGAGGAAAGCGUCAUCAUCACUGUGUCUUGUUAUAAAAUCAAUCAUUUGGCUCAAAUAUUUUGCUUCCCCUGUGGUAUAGCAAAUCCUAUGCCCUUAUUGAUCAUGACAGAACAUGAGUAUAUGUUUUCAUCAGUA
Lolium perenne is the source of this 754-nucleotide messenger RNA. RefSeq lists its product as uncharacterized. The record is from RefSeq and is a predicted model, not a curated record. Lineage: Eukaryota; Viridiplantae; Streptophyta; Magnoliopsida; Poales; Poaceae.